AUGCAAGAGAAAAUGGAUGAGAUGCAAGAGAAAAUGAAUAAGAUGCAAGAGAAAUCAAAUAUGAAAGAUGCUUUAAUUAUUUCUUAUGAAAUUUCGUCAUUAUAUAUUGAAUAUUUUGUUAAACCUGUAUUUUUACGAUUAUUAGGAACUUCUUCAUGGGAUCAAUUCACAAACAAAUUAACUCAAAUAGAGGUAGAACUAGAUGAUAAUCGUCUUCAAUCGAUCGAACAUGGCCAAUCAGUCGACGAUGAGCAAUUGUAUACGCCAUUAACAAAAUUUCUUGAACCACUUCAAAAAGAAAUCAGUAUUAGCCUAACUGAUAUUCGAUUCUUACUCAAAGAUCGAACUGGCAUUGCUCAUUAUCGUCAUAGAACACCUAAAGAACAAUUAUUAUUAAUUGAACAAGCUAAGAAGUUUUAUUUUCCUGAACAAUUUGAACAUAAGCAAUUAGUCAAGGAUAUGAUAUGUGCACUAGAGAAAUCUAAAUCUCGCUUUCAUCGUUGUCGUUAA
Messenger RNA from Rotaria socialis, 510 nucleotides. The record is from the annotation of a GenBank genome assembly. NCBI's taxonomy places the organism in Eukaryota, Metazoa, Rotifera, Eurotatoria, Philodinida, Philodinidae.